AUGUGCGCAUUCCUCACGCUGUGUAUACCCGAUGAUUGGAUAUCAGGAACUCAGGGAAAGGAUGGCCGGGGAGGCACGAGCGCCGAGGGGGAGCGGUUGGUCAACGCACUCACCUUCGGGUCUUUGGGAAGUGGUACCAACAAGGUGUAUCAAAGGAUGUGGAACACGUGGAAGGAGGCUCGAGCAGGGGCGGGUUCGGGCCCGUGGCUCCGCGAGAGCGAUGGGGUGGAAAGUGCGGUGCGUGAGCUGUCUGUGUUCAUGGCUUGCCGGUGUUUCGGUCACAAGAACCAGAGUCAGACUAUCCGCAGGUAUCUCUCAGCCAUCAAGUACUUCCGUAAGAUGCACGCAGGAUGGGAGUUGCCCACUUCGCAUUUCCAGAUCCUUGCCAUGUUGAAAACCAUUGAUAGGGUCCACGCCAAUACGCAGGCGAAGCCUAAGGCCACACGGCUUUCGAUGGGCAUGCUUGCCGUUUUCUCGUGCCAGCCGGGUCACACGGGCAACCAGGGCAUGUAUACUAAUACUGCAAGAACACAUCUGGUCGACGUGGUGAACAACACCGCGAACGACAUUGGCGUGUAGACUGACUGUCGAGGGGGGGGAGACCCCUCUUUGCUUCUCGCUACUGCUGUUGUGUUGGGAAAAAGUCGGAUGGGAACGGAGUUUGCCCCUUGCCUGCUGGCGAGGAGUAGUCGUGGGGGCGCACCACGAAAUCCUUUGCACUCAGGUUUUCAGUCUUGAUCUUUUUUUCGUCGUGCAGGUUUUUCCCCCUCUGGGAAGUGGAGAGGGUAGAGGAAAACGUAACAUAGUCUAAACGUGAAAUGCUUUUUGUUUAUGUUUAUGUUUUUUUUUUAGCAGUAGUCCUCCGCUGUCACCUGGGAAGUUGAGGACUGGGAUAUAUAGGGGCCGUACGCAAGCACGCUUCAUGUUUUCAAGUCUUGGUUUAGUACCUUGAAACCGAGUCGAACGAAGGCAAACAGCAGUGUGCAAAUACAGAGACUCGCGCGGGUACCGAGGGUAAUGACCGUCUGUAGUUACCC
This is a messenger RNA of Ectocarpus sp. CCAP 1310/34, 1037 nucleotides long. The record is from the annotation of a GenBank genome assembly. NCBI's taxonomy places the organism in Eukaryota, Phaeophyceae, Ectocarpales, Ectocarpaceae.